UUUAGUGAGACUUUUUUUCCAUGCCAUUUUUUUCCUAAGAGAAGGUAGGAGGAGCCGGACUGAGAAGUGUGCCUCACUCUCUCUCUCUCACACACUCUCACACGCUGCCUCUCUUCCAUUCUGUCAUUGCCAUCUCGGCAGUACGGACACUGUUCAUUACCAGCCACCCUGAAUGUUGGGGGAACAGCACACAUUUGACUUGAAGUCACAUUUCACAAAGGAAUACCAAUUUUCUUCACAAUAGCCAUAAGGAUCGACAAGAACAAGAGGAAGACACAGUAAGAAAAAAACUAUUACAAGGAUUUCUUCUUUCGUUUUCUUUUGUAAUUAAAUUGAGAACCACAUGACAGCUGGUUUUGUCACUGGAUUCUUUCACACGACAAGACGUGAGACACUGCUUUCUAUUUGUUUGCUGGUGGGCAUUUUAGUUUCACUUUGAGAGAGUUUACAGACUUAAAGCACAAUGGUUGCAGGAAUGCUUAUGCCCCUGCGGGACCUAAGGGCCAUCUAUGAAGUCCUGUUUCGAGAUGGUGUCAUGGUGGCUAAGAAGGACAAGAGGCCUCAAAUCAUGCACCCUGAAGUACAAAGUGUGAGCAACCUACAAGUAAUGCGUGCCAUGUUGUCUCUGAAGUCCAGGGGAUAUGUGAAAGAAACAUUUGCUUGGAGACAUUUCUACUGGUACCUGACCAAUGAUGGUAUUGUUUACCUGCGCGACUACCUCCACCUGCCCGCCGAGAUUGUACCUGCCUCUUUGCAGAGGAUUAAGAAGCCAGCUGCCACUCUGGCCAUUGUCCACCGGGCUGCACGGGUCCAAACUGUAGAAGGUCCUACGUCUUAUGUUCCAAAGCCAGGACGCAGGGGUGAAGCAGAGAGCCAAGAGGCACUGACCGAGCGUCAGAGCUACCGCCAUAGGAUGACGGGUCCUGGAGAAAGAGAGAAUUACUCUGAUAAGACCCUCAGGUUUAGAGGUCGUCCACUGAAUGCAGAGCCAGUCAGGCCAAAAGCCUCAUGGGAAGUGGAGGAUCAACCUCAGUCUGCUUUCAGGAAGGGCCCCAGCUUCAGAAGUGAAGUACCAUUGAUGGAAGAGAACAGGGAGAAAAGAUUUGCUCGUAAGGAGCUAAAUAUGAGUGAUGCAAAGCCAGCAACAUCAUCACAAGAGAGGAGAGUGUUGGAGGUCCAAAAGACAAAGGUACCAAGUUCUGCUGCAGCAGCUUUGAAACGGGAUGUGUCACAGACCACUCUGACAUCCUCCAAACCGCCCCACCAUUAAGUGUGGCUGCUGUAGCUGAGGCUACAGGUGCUGCAACAUCAAAGAUUCCGGCUGAACUCUCUGCUCCCAACACAAUUAAAGAAUUAAAGAACAAAGAGAAGUCUAA
Acanthochromis polyacanthus (spiny chromis) is the source of this 1376-nucleotide messenger RNA. RefSeq lists its product as uncharacterized. The record is from RefSeq and is a predicted model, not a curated record. Bases 464 to 1270 code for a protein of 268 amino acids. Gene Ontology annotation, cellular component: cytosolic small ribosomal subunit. Lineage: Eukaryota; Metazoa; Chordata; Actinopteri; Pomacentridae. Gene Ontology annotation, molecular function: structural constituent of ribosome; RNA binding. The transcript has a single exon.